Messenger RNA from Anolis sagrei ordinatus, 692 nucleotides. Lineage: Eukaryota; Metazoa; Chordata; Lepidosauria; Squamata; Anolidae. The record is from RefSeq and is a predicted model, not a curated record.
AUGAGGAUCAAAAUGAUAAUACUGAGAUAGUUACUAAUGAGAAGAUUCCUGAAUGCACUGUUACUGGUGAUGGUGAAGAUCAACAUACUAAUCUAGGAAAUGACCUUAACUCUGAUGCUGAACAGAACAGCAAGUUGGUGGAUCUGAAGUUGAAGAAGCUCCUAGAAGCUCAGGCACAGAUGGCAAAUUCAGUUUCCAGUGCUGCUCAGAAAGCCCUUGAUGACAGAAUGGUGCAAGAGUUGAAGAAUGAAACAGAAGAGCAUCGUGCUGAGAGGCUACAAAAAGGAACAGAACGUUUUAGAAAUCCUGUUGUGUUCAGCAAGGAUUCUACAGUCAGAAAAACUCAGCUUCAGUCAUUCAGUCAAUAUGUUGAAAACAGACCAGAGAUGAAAAGGCAGAGAUCAAUACAGGAAGAUACAAAGAGAGGAAAUGAGGAGAAGGCAGCGAUAACUGAAACUCAGAGGAAGCCAUCAGAAGAUGAAGUGCUUAAUAAAGGGUUCAAAGACACCAGUCAGUAUGUUGUAGGAGAAUUGGCAGCACUAGAGAAUGAGCAAAAGCAAAUUGACACCCGUGCCGCGCUGGUGGAGAAGCGCCUUCGCUAUCUCAUGGACACAGGUACGGUGCCCAAUUACACUGUAAACAGUUUUGGCAAAUUGAGCGUUCACAAACUCUUAUAGAGUUUUGGAAGUGUG